AUGACCAAGGAAGUCAAUCUUACCCCCUUCAGUAGCCCCAGCCCCCUCCUCGCCCACCAGUACUGCCACCACCCCCUGGCCACAGCCGCCGCCGUCGAUCCAUGCCACUUCGUCCUCUCCUUCACCGAUCUGUCCUACAGCGUCAAGGAGCCUCGCAGCUUCCCGUUCUUCCGAAAGAAGAACAAUGAAACACGGCCGGAGUCGCUCCGCGGAACCAGGAAGCUUUUGGACUCCAUCUCCGGCGAGGUGAGGACGGGCGAGAUCUUGGCGGUGCUCGGCGCUAGCGGUUCCGGGAAGACCACUCUCAUCGACGCACUGGCGAACCGCAUCGAGAGGGCUAGCCUCCGAGGAUGCAUUACGCUCAACGGCGACAGACUCGAGGGCCGCCUCCUCAAGGCGAUAUCGGCAUACGUGAUGCAAGACGACCUCAUGUUCCCAAUGCUCACCGUCGAGGAGACCUUGAUGUUCGCGGCCAAGUUCCGGCUACCUCGCUCGGUUUCGGCAUCCAAGAUGAAGGAGCGCGUGCAAGCGCUCGUUGAUCAGCUCGAUCUCCGGUCGGCCGCGAAGACCAUCAUCGGCGACGAAGGUCACCGCGGCGUGUCUGGGGGUGAGCGCCGCCGGGUGUCCAUCGGGACCGACAUCGUUCACGACCCCAUCAUCCUCUUCCUGGACGAGCCCACGUCGGGGCUUGACUCCACGAGCGCUUUCAUGGUGGUUCAGGUCUUGCAGAGGAUCGCUCGCAGCGGGAGCAUGGUGAUCAUGUCAGUGCACCAGCCGAGCUACCGAAUCCUUGGCCUCCUAGACCGCCUCAUCUUCCUCUCGCGCGGCCAGACGGUGUACAGCGGGCCCCCGCAAGGCCUCCCGGAAUUCUUCGCCGUCUUCGGCAACCCAAAAGAAGAAACAUCCUCCUGCCCAAAUCCUUGA
This is a messenger RNA of Musa acuminata AAA Group (dessert banana), 924 nucleotides long. Its product is annotated as ABC transporter G family member 20-like. The record is from RefSeq and is a predicted model, not a curated record. Gene Ontology annotation, cellular component: membrane. The transcript has a single exon. NCBI's taxonomy places the organism in Eukaryota, Viridiplantae, Streptophyta, Magnoliopsida, Zingiberales, Musaceae. Gene Ontology annotation, biological process: transmembrane transport. Gene Ontology annotation, molecular function: ATP hydrolysis activity; ATP binding; ATPase-coupled transmembrane transporter activity. Bases 1 to 924 code for a protein of 307 amino acids.